This is a messenger RNA of Armigeres subalbatus, 1909 nucleotides long. Its product is annotated as proton-coupled amino acid transporter 1-like. The transcript has 6 exons. Gene Ontology annotation, molecular function: L-amino acid transmembrane transporter activity. The record is from RefSeq and is a predicted model, not a curated record. Gene Ontology annotation, biological process: amino acid transmembrane transport. NCBI's taxonomy places the organism in Eukaryota, Metazoa, Arthropoda, Insecta, Diptera, Culicidae. The coding region runs from base 385 to 1893 and encodes 502 amino acids.
CAACAGAUGAAAAGUCGUUCCAUUCGAAUCAGUCGUAUAGCAAUCGUGGCUUUGAUCGGUCAAAUCUCGGUGCGGUGCCGGUUUUCAAUGGUUUGAUUUUUACCUAAACGAAAAGUGGAAGUUUUCCGUAAAGCUGUUUUAUUUUGCAGAACAGCUGGCUAUAAAAGCCAGAAAGGUGUCCACAGUGAUUGUGUUUGAAAAUAUUCAUAAAACGGUUUGGUGCACAAUCCCGUGGGAAUAUACAAGCUCCAAAGAUAAAUAAGCUCCAGGCAAAUAAUGAGAUGAAAUCCAGAUACGGCCAGAUAGAGGCAGAUGAGUUUGUAAAUACAUAUCAGUUGAAGCACGUUUGAGAACUCAAACGGGUGACAGACAGACGCCACAAAAAUGACCGUCAUUGCAGAACCACAACAAACAUCCGCCGGCGGUUUGGCCGUCGUUCAAAAGAACGUACCCAACGCUGCCGCCGCGACAGGUCAAUUCAACCAAGCGUUCGAGCUUAACGACGUCGAAGGCGCCAAAAAUGGUUCAACACCUGAUGGCAAAGCGCGCAGCGGGUACCACCCUGACGACGACGGCGGCGGUGGCGGAGGCCAUGGCAUCGAAUCCGACCAUCCGACCAACUAUUUGGAAACCAUCAUGCACAUCUUUAAGGGCAACGUCGGUCCCGGGCUGUACGCCAUGGGGCAGGCAUUCUACAACGGUGGCAUUCUCGUGUCACCCAUACUGACCGUCCUGCUCGGCAUCACGUGCAUUCACAGUCAACAUCUGUUGCUGAUUGCGUCGAAGAAAAUUAAAUCUAAAUUACCCGCGUCGAACAAAUAUCCCGAUUUUGCGGAAACGGUUGAGCUCUGUUUCGAACAUGGACCGAUACGAUUUCAACGCUGGAGCCGAGCGAUGCACCUAGCCGUAAAUAUCUUCAUUUGCGUCACCCAGCUGGGUUUUUGUACUGUGUACUUCGGAUUCAUAAGUAACAAUCUGAAACAAAUCUACGACUACUACGGAAUCCAUCUGGACGUCCGAUUACAUAUGGUGAUAAUCCUGGUGCCGAUCUUGCUCCCGUCUCUGAUCCGCAACUUCAAAUACCUGGCCUGGUGUAUGACCCUUGCCAAUGCGUGCAUGAUCCUCGGAAUUUGCAUCACAGCCUACUACGCCGUGCAGGAUCUCCCUGCGAUCAGCGAACGGAACUACUUCUCCAGUUGGCACCAAUUGCCGCUCUACUUUGGUACCGCAAUCUUCGCGUUCGAAGGAAUUGCAUUAGUCCUACCGUUGCAGAACGCCAUGAAGAAACCCGAAGACUUCGGACGGCCUCUGGGGGUGCUCAAUGUAGGAAUGGCCGUCGUCACGUUCAUUUUCACCGGAUUGGGCUUUGUUGGAUACCUUCAGUGGGGUGACGACGUCCAGAGCAGUCUGACACUGAACAUCCCACACGAUGAAAUACUGGCACAGAGCGUCAAAGUUAUGGUUUCCUUAGGAGUCCUACUCGGGUACUCCCUGCAGUUUUUCAUCGCAAUUCAAAUUAUGCUACCGACCGUGCUGAAAACUGUCUCCUUUGGUAGAAACCAUCCGGUGCUAAUUGAUUUGGCUUUCAGAACUGUCAUGGUUUUGAUAACCUUUGCUAUAGCGGAAUGUAUUCUCAAUGUUGGAGCGUUAAUCUCACUAAUUGGGGCGUUGUGUUCAACAUCUCUGGCCCUAGUGUUUCCACCUGUAUUGGAGUUAAUUUUAGGACUUGCCGAUAACGAGUGCGCUGAUACAACAACGACAGGAGAGACCAAAUCCAGCAAUAGUAUAGGCGUUUUUGUGUGGGUUAAGAAUAUUCUGAUAUUAGUGCUGGCAUUGUUCAUAUUUGUUACGGGGACUAUCGAAAGUUUAAAUGCUAUUCGACACCUUCAGUAGAUUUGUGAUAAUCAUA